CUUUUUUUUCUUUUUUAAGUUUGUCUUACUGUAUUUUCAGUGUCCAGUUUUGAGGUAUGAAAGACAUUCUUGUCCCUAAGCCCCUGAGAGUACCUCGGGGCACUUGGAUGUUUUCUCUUAGGCUGAGUCCUCUUCUCAUGGGCUUCCAGGGUUUGUUGAAGACUAUUCUACCCCCUUCUCCCCUACCCCCACCUAUCUGUGGCUCACUGUAACUGUGGGAACCAGAAGCCUCUGACCUUGUUCCAGCUCUGAGCUGAAAGAGUGUCAUGAAGUCACAUAAUGUCUGGAAGAAAAGUCCUUCUGAUCUUUUCCAGACCAAUAAAUGCUUGUCUGCUGUCUGCUUCCUCCCUCCGUUUGAGGCAGGGCUAGUCUAGGAGCUUGAAUUGUAAUUCUUCCUCCUCUUCCUGCCAAGGGUGAAGCUAUAGACUCCUUGUUUGACCCACAACAUCUUAAGUGGUGAGCAAUCAGGUCCCUCCAGUGGAGACCCUGUGGAGAUGCAGACAACAGAAGCCAAAGGGAGUCUUGCCAGGCUCACUGGGGCUAGGGUAGUAUUUCAGUCCUGGUUGGUAAGAUUCGGCAAAUGUACAGUGGUGUGGUGGGUUACCUAGGAAGGAACUGUCUAGGCCAUCUGGUUAUACUCCUUUCUUUAAUGACAAUGGCUGUAGUGGUGACAGUUUAAGUUGUGAUUCAGGAGGGGAAGGAGCAUAAUCAUAUUUCACGGAGAAUUUGGAUAGCAAAAAUCAGAUACCAAGUAUUCUAACCCCAGGCCUCUUUCCCCUGAGUUAAUAAGUCAUAGGGACCAGGCGAAACAGACGAAACCUUGUUUAGGGCAUUAGUAGAUUGCAUGUGACCACCAUUCCUGAAUAGCUCUGCUAAAUAGAUGACUUGUUGUCUUCAGUUUGGAGGCCAUGGGACCUGAACGUUGAUACGAAACAAAUCUCACUUUAAUGGAGGGGGAGAGAGGGAGGGAGGGAGGGAGGGAGGGAGAGAAAGAGAUCCGGCUGCUUUCCAGUCUCUCCCUCUCAUCUUUCAUUUUGUAUGUAUACCCUCAUAUUCUGCAUUGCUGAUUAAUCAAAUAGAGCUGUCCUGUAUUUUUAUACUGGGCUAAUCACCUAGACCACCAAAGGCCUCUUUGAAAUCAGGGAGGUUAGGUCCUCACCCUUGUGACUUCUCAGAUUCAUCAGGCCUCUCCCUUAGAUGGUGGCUGCCUUCCUCAAGGGUGAUGAGUAAGCCAAAUGUAACCAUGGAAACGUGAGCCCAGUGGCGUGUCCUUAUUUGAUAUACUGGAUGGAACUAUCUGCAAUUCAGAUGUGUAUUCUUUAAUCCCUGCACCGAGGAGACAGGGGAGAGAGCAUCUCUGUGAGUUUGAGGCCAGUCUGGUCUACAUAGCUAUAGGAUAACCCUAACAACAUAGAGAGAACUUGUCUCCCCCAUUUUUUCCUUAUUGGUUUGUAAGUGCCAUAGUGUAAGAGAAUUGUUUCCCUUUCUGCCUGGUUGAGAUAGGGCUUUUCUUGUCUCUGUCUCCCUUUGUAUGUAGGCUAGCUGGGCUGUGAACAUCAAGCUGAUCUUGUUUUUGCCUUUCAUCCCACAGUUGGGGUGUUGGAUUACAGAUUGGAGUCCUGGCAGCACCUAGCUUUGUGCUGGUUCUGGGGAUCAGAUUUAGGUUGCCAAACUUGUGAGGCAAGUGCUGUCACCUGCUGAGCAGAGAUAUGCAUUUUUCUAAAAUUACACUUAUUUAUUCUUUUCUUCUUAAUACUGCCCUUGCUGUUUUGAGACAAGGUCUUCCUACACAGCCCAGGCUGGUCUUGCACUUGCCAUCCUCCUGCCUCAGCCGCUCCAGCAUUAGGAUUGUAGGUGAGUACUACCAAGCCAAACACACUGAGCUCCUUCCUAAGUCAGUUGGGGGUAUUUCAGGGAGUGUACCUGAUUCCAUUUACUGAUCUAUGUGCCUUUGUCCCUUUGCAAAUACCACACUGUUUUGUUACUGUGUCAAGAACACACUGGGGCCUUACAUGUUUACAGUGAGCACUUUCCCACUCUGAACACUGUUUUUGACACCUGGGCUUCAGUAGUAGGCUUCCUGUCCUGUAAAGUGAUUUUUUUCCCCCAUCUUAGUUUUUACAUUUAUUGUGUCAUGGUCCUUUAUUCUGAAAUACUUCAACGUAUAUUUUCUAAAACUAAGAGCUUUUUAAGGUAACUGUCAACAGGUUUAUAAAUGAUAAACGAUGAUCUAUUUUAUCAUCUGAAUUUAAUGGGUCAACCCAAUAGUAUCCUUUAGAGCCCCACAAAGCACAAAAACAUGAAAUGCCUCCACCCUAGGGCGCAGUCUAGGGGCAGAAUUGUGUUUAGUAGCUGUGACUCUCCCACCUCCUCUGAUCUUGAACACAGCUUUUUAGGACAUUGGUACCUCUGGAGAAUAACUACAUCACCCCUUCUUAGGAGUGUUGUUCUCAUUUUUGGAAACACCAAAUAAACCCAGAAUGAGGUGCUCUUUUUGUUGUUCAGGCUACAAGACAUACAAGCCUGGAGUGCUGAGCAAGCCGCAGUCAGAGACAUGUAGCUUUCAUUUGCCACCACUGGUGAUUUUAAUUUUGAUCACCCCGUGAAGCCCUUAUCUGAUAUUCAUGAUUGCAAAGAUGGCAGUUUUAUAAUUUGGUGGGCAUACAAAGAGACGCGUGUUUAAUUUCUAACAUGUUGCUUCAGUGAGACAGAGUGAGCGCUGAGGAGGAAGCCGUCCUUUCAGCGCGCUAAGAUCUCUGGGCAGACGACUUACCCCUGGGAGCUUCGAUCUAAUGCUCUGCCAUGCGAGAUAGGAUCGAGGCUCUUCCCGGGUUCCCGGGGUUCCCCUGGGGUGCCGGCUACUGUGGGCCGCGCACGGAUUUCUCUGCAGCAAAGGGCGCGUGUCCGUGCCCGCGCACACCUGUUCGUGCCCGGGGUCCCGCGGGUCCCGCCGCCACGCGCGGGCUGUUUCGCCCCGCCGCAAGCUCCUCCUCCAUGGCCGCGUCCACCCGCCGGCGGCCGGGCACAAGCAGACGCGCGGCGGCGGCGGCAACCCUGGGCCCAGGCAGCGGCGGGAAGGGGCGGGCGCACGGAUGGGCGCGACCGAGGCCGGAGGCACUAAGAGCCCGAGGCUGCUGUCCGUGCUGCGGCGGUGGCGUGCGGGCCGGCGGCUGAGGAGAAUGCGAUCGGCUUUCCGGGCGGAGCGGAGUGCCUCAUCUCCAGACAUGGAGCCCAGCUAUGGGGGAGGCCUUUUUGAUAUGGUGAAAGGUGGUGCAGGUAGGCUAUUCAGUAACCUGAAGGACAACUUGAAAGACACCCUCAAAGAUACAUCCUCCAGAGUCAUCCAGUCUGUUAGCAGCUACACAAAGGGAGACCUAGACUUUACUUAUGUCACUUCCAGGAUUAUCGUGAUGUCCUUUCCUAUGGACAGUGUUGACAUAGGAUUCAGGAAUCAGGUUGAUGACAUCCGUAGCUUUUUGGAUUCCAGACAUCUUGACCACUACACAGUAUACAACUUGUCACCCAAGUCUUACCGAACUGCCAAGUUCCACAGCCGGGUCUCAGAGUGCAGUUGGCCCAUCAGGCAGGCCCCAAGUCUACACAACCUGUUUGCUGUGUGUCGGAAUAUGUAUAACUGGCUGCUGCAGAAUCCCAAAAAUGUCUGUGUUGUCCACUGCUUGGAUGGACGGGCCGCAUCAUCAAUUCUGGUUGGUGCUAUGUUCAUUUUCUGUAAUCUCUACUCUACGCCUGGCCCUGCUGUUCGAUUACUCUACGCAAAGCGACCAGGAAUUGGACUGUCUCCGUCCCACAGGAGGUACUUAGGCUACAUGUGUGACCUACUUGCAGAUAAGCCCUACCGUCCUCACUUCAAGCCGCUCACAAUCAAGGCAAUCACUGUCAGCCCAAUUCCCUUCUUCAAUAAACAGAGGAAUGGGUGCCGCCCUUACUGUGACGUACUGAUUGGAGAAACUAAAAUAUUCUCAACAUGCACAGACUUCGAACGAAUGAAAGAAUACCGUGUCCAAGAUGGGAAAAUCUUCAUCCCUCUGAACAUCACAGUCCAAGGUGACGUCAUUGUUUCCAUGUACCACUUGCGGUCAACCAUCGGGAGCCGGCUGCAGGCUAAGGUGACCAACACACAGAUAUUCCAGCUCCAGUUUCAUUCUGGAUUUAUACCACUGGACACAACAGUUUUAAAGUUCACCAAGCCUGAGUUGGAUGCAUGUGAUGUACCAGAAAAAUAUCCUCAGCUGUUCCAAGUGACACUGGAUAUAGAAGUACAGCCCCAAGACAAAGUGAUCGACCUAACUCCACCAUGGGAGCACUACUGCACAAAGGAUGUGAACCCCAGCAUCCUCUUCUCCUCUCAGCAGGAGCAUCAGGAUACUCUGGCCUUAGGGGGUCAGGCUCCAGCAGAUCUCCCUCCAGACCAUCCGAGGAAUCUUGGGCAAGGAGGCUUCUUUGCCUCUCUGUGUUGGCAAGAUCAGAAAUCAGAGAAGUCACGGUGUGAGGAGGACCACGCAGCCCUGGUGAAUCAGGAAAGCGAGCAGUCGGAUGAUGAACUACUGACUCUCUCAAGCCCACAUGGCAAUGCUGAUGGUGACAAGCCUCAUGGAGCCAAGAAGCCUGGCAAAAAGCAGCAGGAGCCAGCUGCGCCUCCUCCCCCAGAGGAGGUGGACCUUCUGGGCCUGGAAGGGUCCGAUGUGAGCACGAACUUCUCCCCCUUGGCAGCUCCUCCCAGCAAUUCUGAACUGCUGAGUGACCUGUUUGGGGGUGGAGGUGCCACAGGUCCUGCCCAGGCAGGACAGGUUGGAGUCGAAGAUGUGUUUCACCCAAGUGGACCUGCGUCUGCGCAGUCCACACCACGCCGAGCCACCACUUCCGCCUCUGCAUCGCCAACCCUAAGAGUGGGAGAAGGUGCCACCUUUGACCCUUUUGGAGCCCCUGCUAAGCCACCAGGUCAGGAUUUGUUGGGCUCCUUCCUGAACACAUCCAAUGCUUCUAGCGACCCCUUUCUGCAGCCCACGAGAAGCCCUUCCCCUACAGUGCAUGCUUCUAGCACUCCUGCUGUGAACAUCCAACCAGACAUUGCUGGAGGUUGGGACUGGCAUGCCAAACCAGGAGGUUUUGGGAUGGGAAGCAAAUCGGCUGCCACCAGCCCAACAGGCUCAACACACGGCACCCCUACCCAUCAGAGCAAGCCCCAGACUCUGGAUCCCUUCGCUGACUUGGGGACACUAGGCAGCUCUUCAUUUGCCAGCAAACCCACCACACCAACUGGAUUGGGUGGAGGAUUUCCACCUCUCAGCUCACCACAGAAAGCGUCCCCACAGCCCAUGGGUGGAGGGUGGCAGCAGCCAGCCGGCUACAACUGGCAGCAGGCACAGCCUAAGCCACAGUCUAGUAUGCCUCACUCCUCCCCUCAGAACCGACCCAAUUACAACGUGAGCUUCUCAGCUAUGCCUGCAGGGCAGAGCGACCGUGGAAAAGGAUCUACUAACUUAGAAGGAAAACAGAAGGCUGCUGACUUUGAAGAUCUGCUUUCCAGUCAAGGCUUCAAUGCCCACAAAGACAAAAAGGGGCCUCGAACAAUAGCUGAGAUGAGAAAGGAGGAAAUGGCUAAGGAAAUGGAUCCUGAGAAACUGAAGAUCCUGGAGUGGAUAGAAGGCAAAGAGAGAAACAUCAGAGCCCUGCUUUCCACAAUGCACACUGUGCUGUGGGCUGGGGAGACCAAGUGGAAACCUGUGGGCAUGGCAGACCUGGUGACGCCAGAGCAAGUGAAGAAGGUGUACAGGAGAGCCGUGCUAGUGGUGCACCCCGACAAGGCUACUGGGCAACCCUAUGAACAAUAUGCAAAGAUGAUCUUCAUGGAGCUAAAUGAUGCCUGGUCCGAAUUUGAAAACCAAGGCCAAAAGCCCUUGUAUUAAUUUGUGAGCUUUUCUAUGCUGGCUGCAGUCCUGUGAUCAUGCUUAGUGUGUACCACGGUUCUGAGAUUUUCACAGAUGAACCAAAAAUUCUAGUAAUGUAUUUCCAGUACUAAACUGUUAAGUUCCUCGUGAAUUCAUUUCUCAUGAUAAGGAAUGUGAACAUUGGGUUUCUUGAAGUCCGUAGCACCGAGAGGAACACUAGUGAACUGACCUUGCAGAGUCAUGAAAUCCCAGCCUGCCCUUUGGGGAAGCCUAUUCAGCAUUUUGCCUGGGGAAAUAGGACCGUGGCCACCCAAGGCGGAGGCCUGACAUCCAUCUCACUGUCUGAGAGUAAGAUUUAUGAGUGGACAUUAUGGUAGUUGGAUUACAUAAUGGUUUUAAGGAAAUGAUUUAGGGAUUGUGUAUGUGUGGUUUUUGUUUUUAAAGAUGUAAUUUGAGCAAUGGCUUUACACAAACUCCAAGAAUAUCACCAACCAAGUAUUUUUUAAUGGAAACUUACUGAAGCCUUUAUAGCUUCUUCAGUUUGUGUCUUUUGGUCAAGAGCAUUAACAAUCAUAGAAGUGGCUAAAUGGUGGGAGGUGGUUAUGCAGAAAUCUAGGCAUUAUCCUUAACUUUUCCUGGAUGCACUAAGCCCAAGCACAUGAUAGCUGAAGAAACCAGGAGCCCUAAGAUGUGUUGACUCCAGGUCAGAACUUUGGGGGUACUGGCUCCUUUCCCCUUUAAAUUUGCAGUUGAUUAAAGAAAAACCUUUAAAUGCUACCACCACCAUAAUUCCAAACCUAUUUGAAAUCCCCCUUCUAAUUGUUGCCACGAGGCUCAGUGCUCUUUCUUUUGCUUAGCCAAGAAAACAUUCUUCAUGGGUGACAGUUUGUAAAGCAGUUUGGCUCAUUCACAUUCACACUUUGUGUAGACCUGGAGUUCUGGUGAUUGCAAACCAGGGGGGAAAUGGAGAAGAUAACACUGAGUACUAUUUAGAAAGGGUUUGGUUGGGGAGAGAGCUGUGGUGUGCCUUCAGAUCCAAUUGGAUAGCUUGCCAGUUUGAGGAGUCAGAGUCCCACCCACCCAGUGAAUCUGGGCCCCCACCCCUGGGAUUAUUUCCAAUGGGUUUGCUGUUGGAUGCAUGUGAAAACUAUGUAAGAAUGCAACUUUCCCAGACCGACUGGUUGCAAUUUAGUCCAGUGCUCAGAGCUUCCCAUUGUGCAAGGGAGGCAGCUGGUACUGCUGGGACUUUGCUAGGUCUCCUGGUGAGCACACGCGCAGCAUCUAUCUAUCCAUCCAUAUAUGCAUAUGAGUAUGUCUAGUGUGCACAUACACAUUCACAAAGCGGGUGGUCAAAAAGAUUAUCAUGCUGAUCUUAAAAGGUUCACAUUCAAUAUUGUGAAAAGCUUUCAAAAGUUUGUUUUUCAAAGACAAUCAUUUUGUUUGUUUGUUUCUGUUUUAAUAUUCUUGUGACAAACUAAACCGAAAAAGCAGCAUGUCAGAAAUAAUUUUGGUUCCAUAUAGACCUCUCUUCUCUCUUUUCUUUUAAAUUAUAAAAGUUCAUUAUUUAUUUUGCCUUUUACUGAUAAUGUGAAAUUCUCAAAAAAAAUAUUCUCUUUAAAAUAUGCAGUUGUAAACUCUUCAAAGUAACCAUGACAACCUAGGUGUUAUUUAUUAAGGUAUUAUACAAUGAUGUCUGACCCAGUAUGUGCUUGUCCUCUUUAAGAUUGGAAUGUGAGACAUGUUGCUGUGACCUGUUUUAUUUUUUGUUCUGUUUUGUUUUGUUUUUUUUCUGCCUCAUUCCACAUUUGUAGAUAUUGUGUGAACUACAGUAUAUAAUGACAAUAAUUAAGAGGAUAUUAUGUGGCUGCCACAUACAUUUUGAGGUGGUAGAACUAUAUUAGCUUUAUAUCAUGUUCGCAUAGGUCAUUAAUGUUCAUGAUUUAAAUACCAUUAAACGUUAUGCGAUUAGCAAUGAGAAAGAACCCCUCCUUAAAUCUGGGAGUUUCCCCACCGCUCUUCCCCAGAUGCAUUAUGAUUCUGGAUGCCUGUCUAUCUCAAAACUCUUAACACAUGCAGACCAAUAAGUUCUGCAUUCCUUUUAAAUACCAGGUCGUGACAGUUUGUUGUUGGUCAGAUUCACUGUCUCAUUCAUAUUUAUUGUAAUAUAUUUUUGUUUUGUAAAUACGUUAAACAAAACAAAAUGUCAUUGUUUAAAAUAUUUGUAAUGUAUAUUAAAAAGAUAAAAAAUA
Molecule: messenger RNA, 8158 nt
Organism: Rattus norvegicus (Norway rat)
Lineage: Eukaryota; Metazoa; Chordata; Mammalia; Rodentia; Muridae
Source: RefSeq, a predicted model, not a curated record